CGGGCGGGGGGCGCCAGGCGCGGCCGCUGCCUCUGGCUGCACCCGCAGCUCGGCGGCGGAGCCCCCCAGGAGCCCGGCAGACAUGGUGGGCCACCUGCAUCUGCAGGCCAUGGAGGGCAACCUCCAGGGACAGAGCCGCGAGGCCUUGCUGGACAGCCCCGACUCCGGGCUGCCGCCCAGCCCCAGCCCCAGUCCGCCCUUCUAUGCCUCGGAGCCCCCUGGACCUAGUGAGGCUGGCGCGGCAUCCCCUGCGCUCAGGAUGAGGCCCCAUAUGCUGCCUGUGUUCUUUGGGGAGAGCAUCCAGGUGACCCCAGCACCCACGCAGGAGAUCCGCUGCAACUCUGAGAUCAAGUAUGACUCUGAGAAGUACUUCCGGGACAAGAUCUUCUAUGCGCCAGUGCCCACGGUCACGGGCUACAGCGAGACGAUUGUGGCAGCACCCAACUGCACGUGGCGCAGCUACCGCAGCCAGCUGACCCUGGAGCCGCGCCCGCGCGCCCUGCACUUCCACAGCACAGCCAUCGUCUUCCCCAAGUGCGCCAGGAGCACCUUCCGGACCACCGUGCACUGCAGCCUGGGCCGGCCCAGCCGCUGGUUCACCUCCAGUGUGCGGCUGCAGAGCGGUGGGGGCCCUGUGCCUGGCCCCACAGCACUCUGAUGGGCGGGCACCCGGGGAAGGCCGGCGCCUGGGCAGGAAGGAGGCGGCGGCCAGCUGGCUUGGGACCAGCAGGGAAAGGAGGCUGCUCCUGG
This is a messenger RNA of Ochotona princeps (American pika), 750 nucleotides long. It is a transcript of the gene RFLNA, whose product is annotated as refilin A. Gene Ontology annotation, cellular component: actin filament bundle. NCBI's taxonomy places the organism in Eukaryota, Metazoa, Chordata, Mammalia, Lagomorpha, Ochotonidae. Gene Ontology annotation, biological process: negative regulation of chondrocyte development; skeletal system morphogenesis; negative regulation of bone mineralization involved in bone maturation. The record is from RefSeq and is a predicted model, not a curated record. The transcript has 3 exons. Gene Ontology annotation, molecular function: filamin binding. The coding region runs from base 83 to 658 and encodes 191 amino acids.